This is a messenger RNA of Lactuca saligna, 297 nucleotides long. Lineage: Eukaryota; Viridiplantae; Streptophyta; Magnoliopsida; Asterales; Asteraceae. The record is from the annotation of a GenBank genome assembly.
AUGGCUGACAUCAAUUUUGCAGAAGAGAAAAAUACUACCAAUGAAAACAAGGUGAUUGAAAAUCUUACAGCUACCCUUCACAUCGAGAAAGAAGCUCUCCAAAAGGUUUGCAGUGAUCUUCAAACUGAUCACUCUUCUUUUGAAUCCUCUAUCUCUUCUCAAUUUGUGAAACUCCAAGAAGACCCGACCGUUGAGAGUAGGAUAAUGGAUGAGCUUGCUCUAGAAACUACAAGGGUUAGGAUGUUGUCUAUGAAGCUCACUACAACGAACAUUGAAAUCAACAUUCUUAAAUCUUAA